Molecule: messenger RNA, 1635 nt
Organism: Nerophis lumbriciformis (worm pipefish)
Lineage: Eukaryota; Metazoa; Chordata; Actinopteri; Syngnathiformes; Syngnathidae
Source: RefSeq, a predicted model, not a curated record
AUGUAUCCCAUCAAUUAUAGAGAAGAUGCCAACAGAAAAGAACUUGGAAAGGAUUUGGAGACCAUCGCUUCUCUAGUCCGCACUGUCGAAGAGACCCCUGAUCCAAUCCCUGCUGAGGUAGAAGGGACCAUUCCUACUUGGCUCAACGGCAGCCUGCUCCGAAAUGGCCCUGCAAAGUUUGAGUUUGGAGACACUCACUACAACCACUGGUUUGAUGGGAUGGCCUUGCUCCACAAGUUCAAAAUAGAGAAAGGCCAGGUAACGUACAUGAGUCGUUUUCUGCGCAGCGAUGCCUACAAAAAGAAUAGCGAACGGAACCGUAUCAUGGUGUCAGAAAUUGGUACUGUCAGCAUGGAUGACCCUUGUAAAAGCAUCUUCCAGCGAUUUUUCACUCGAUUUGAGAUGAUAAAGCCGACAGACAACGGCAAUGUCAACAUUGUGAAAUACAAGGGAGACUACUACCUUUGCACAGAAACCAACCUGAUACACAGAGUUAACCCAGAGAACCUAGAAACAAUGGAACAGGUGGACUGGAGCACAUUUGUUGCUGUUAAUGCAGUGUCUGCCCACCCUCACUACGACCCUGAUGGGACCAGCUUCAAUAUGGGCAAUUCUGUUGGAGGAAGAGGCGCCACAUACAACAUCAUCCGUGUACCUCCCGAAAAGGAGGAUGCUGAAGACACUCUGAAAGGGGCUAAAAUUCUCUGUUCCAUUACACCUGUAAACAAGUUCCAACCAUCCUACUACCACAGCUUUGCCAUGUCGAAGAAUUAUGUGGUGUUCAUUGAGCAGCCGGUAAAAAUAGACAUAAUGAAGAUCAUUGCAUGUUUCGUGAAGAGCAAGCCGCUCUGCGAUGCUGUUUACUGGGACCCCAAGCAGAAUACCAUUCUCCAUCUGAUCAACAAGCACACAGGCGAGGUCAGCCCAGUGAAGUACUUCUGCAAACCUUUGGCCAACUUCCAUCAGAUCAACGCCUUUGAAGAGGAUGGAUUCCUGAUGGUGGAUCUGUGUUGCUUUGAUGACGGUCGAGCCCUCGAUAUCUACUUUCUUCAGAAUUUGCGCAAGUCUGGAAAAGCACUGGAUGAGGUAUACAACAGUAUGAGCAGAGCUCUUCCUCGCCGCUAUGUUUUACCCCUCCAUGUCACUGAUGAUACACCGGUUGAUCUAAACCUGAACACCCGCCCUUCCAGUACUGCAACAUGCAUCAAAACCAAGAAAAAUGUGGUGUUCUGCCAACAUGAGGAUCUCCAUGGUGAUGACAUCCACGAGUACGGUGGCCUGGAGUUCCCACACAUAAACUACGAGCAAUACAACACCAAGCCUUAUCGUUAUUUCUAUGGAUGCGGCUUCCGACACCUGUUCGGAGACUCACUUCUCAAGAUGGAUCUCAAGGACAAGACAUUUAAGGUGUGGUACCAGAAGGGUCUCUUCCCAUCGGAGCCUGUAUUUGUGCCCUCACCGAACGCUUUGGAGGAAGACGAUGGCGUCAUACUAUCUGUUGUUCUCUCACCCUCACAGGAUAAAGGCACAUUCGUCCUGGUUUUGAAUGCCAAGACGUUUGAGGAGCUGGGGAGAGCCAAUGUUCCUGUCAACAUGCCCUAUCAUUUCCACGGUGUAUUCCAUGCGUCUGCUUGA